Molecule: messenger RNA, 714 nt
Organism: Acomys russatus (golden spiny mouse)
Lineage: Eukaryota; Metazoa; Chordata; Mammalia; Rodentia; Muridae
Exons: 2
Coding region: 1-714 (237 amino acids)
Source: RefSeq, a predicted model, not a curated record
AUGCCUCCGUCUGUAGCUCCAGGAUCCCGCCACCUCCCGCCCCUCGGCCUCCAGGCUCACCCCCCUCCUACCCCCUCCCCACCCUUGAAGCUCAGCGCACCAGGCGACCUCCCGAUCGCCGCCCCCACCACUUCGGACUCCGCCUUCUGCGCUUCGGCUGGGCCCACACGCCAGGUUCCCGGGUCUGAGUCCAGCCUUGAUUCACUCGGGCUCGAGGACACCAGCUCGGCUUCCCCGGUCUGGGCUCUCAGCACCGGAUCACGCUCCCGGCGAGCAUUUCCAGCUCCUCUGCCUUCACUGCAGACCCGGCAGGCUGAGGGCACCGAUUCGAGGAGGCGACGCAGGCCCGGGAAGGCGCGAGGGCAGACCGCACUCACCGAACCGCUGCUAGGUCCGUACCGCAGGACAGGACGCUUAGCUUUGAUCCCACCAGCACAACCACAGCCAGCGCAGCCUACCGCCCGCCCGGCCCCGCCCACUCGGGCCCGCCCACCCCACCCUACCCCCACCCAGCACCGCCCACCGCCCGCCGGGCUCUGUUCACAUCUCCGCUCCUUCCUGGUGUCUCCCUCCCCCAAAAUCCCCUCCUCCCGCACGCGGGUCGCGAUUUGUCUCAGCCCUGGCCGAAGCCCCGCCCUCUGGAGCCCCGCCGCGCAGCCCCUUUUCCCGCAGGCCACGCCCCCAUGUGACCACGCCCCCCGCGUGGGGGUUUAA